AUGAAUUCAAACAGUUUAAACGAAAGCUCAACCGAUUCCUCUUCAUCUUCAUCUAACUCGGAUGAUGAGGGAAGGGAGCUUAGAGUUCAACAACGUAAUGAAGUGUGUCUUAUGAUACAACACGUAAUGCAUGAGUACAUUCCACCAAUUAUUCAAGCUGCCACUCAGCAACGCCGACGCAAAUCUACUGAGCCCCGAAAGGAUAGGGGACGCGAAGAAGGUCAUGCACGGUUAUACAAUGACUAUUUCGCGGAAGUCCCAUUUUAUCCAAGUUCCUUGUUCCGGCGCCGGUUUCGAAUGCGUAAACAUGUGUUUGAGCGCCUUCUCAACGCAGUGACCCAACAUGACCCCUGGUUUCAACAAAGGCGAGAUGCGGCAGGUCGUCUUGGUUUGUCUCCACUUCAAAAGUGCACUGCGGCCGUUAGACAACUAGCUUACGGGUGUGCUUCAGACGCUUGUGAUGAGUAUGUCUGUAUAAGUGAGGCAACUUCACGAUUGGCACUCCAAAAGUUUACAGAAGGUGUCAUCAACCUGUUCGAUGAUCAGUACCUACGCCGUCCAAACAUCGCAGAUAUGGAAAGAUUGCUACGUAUUGGGGAAGAACGUGGAUUUCCUGGCAUGAUAGGCAGCAUUGAUUGUAUGCACUGGGAGUGGAAGAACUGUCCACACGCAUGGAAGGGGCAGUAUCAAGGAAGAGAAGGAGUUGCAACUCUCGUACUGGAGGCAGUUGCGGACAGAGAUCUAUGGAUAUGGCAUUCGUUCUUUGGGAUGCCAGGUAGCUGCAACGAUAUUAAUGUGCUUCAUCGAUCCCCUGUGUUCGAAGACGUCUUAGAGGGUCGAACACCUCCUGUGAACUUCGUAGUCAAUGGUCAUCAUUAUACGAAUGCGUAUUAUCUUACUGAUGGAAUCUACCCUAGAUGGGCUUCUUUUGUGAAAUCCAUUACGAGUCCACAAACUCGUCAGGAUCGUUCUUCCCCAAUACGUUCUGCCUAUCAUGUCAGGAUCGUUUACUUUUGUGAAAUCCAUUACGAGUACCGUACUGAUCGUAUUGUGGAUAUCGGCUUAUACUUGUCUCGUAGAACAGAGAUUGAGGAUCAAUAG
Chenopodium quinoa (quinoa) is the source of this 1101-nucleotide messenger RNA. RefSeq lists its product as uncharacterized. Bases 1 to 1101 code for a protein of 366 amino acids. NCBI's taxonomy places the organism in Eukaryota, Viridiplantae, Streptophyta, Magnoliopsida, Caryophyllales, Amaranthaceae. The transcript has a single exon. The record is from RefSeq and is a predicted model, not a curated record.